GUUUGCUCGAAUCCAACUAGCGGUGUACGGCAUGUUUAUUUACGGGGACCAACUGGGGCAGCAGUGCCCCGUGGUCGGGGCAUUCGAGGAGACGGGGUGGAACACCCAGUGCCCCAUGUACGGCGAGUGGUCGCGGCAACCCGAGCGCGACUCGAGGAACGGUGUUUACAAUACAAUGAACAGUGGUCUAUCGGUGCAGUGUUAUAAGAACUAUUAUUCCAGUGAUGUGCCAAACUUUGCGCCACAUGUCCAGCAAGUCCCAUAUUCCUACGUUCGUCCGACGCUGUUUCAGGCAAAUCUGCCGUGCGCCCAGAAUCAGAAUUGGGAUUACAACAGCAUGUGCUUCAAUGUGGACGGCCAGCCUUGUCAGUUCACGAAUGUAGUCGAUCUUGAGGACUUCAUGAACAAUGAGAAGCGCAAGGAGAAGUCGCGAGUGGCGGCGCGAUGUAGACGCACCAAGGAGGUGCAGAUCUUCGCCGAGCUGACCGCCGCGCUGCCCGCCAAGAAGGAGGAGGUGGAACAGCUUGACAAGGCCUCCAUCAUGAGGCUGGCUAUAUCGUACCUGCGUGUGCGUGACGUCGUGUCCAUGUUGCCCGAAGACUCGGAGCCGCCCAAGCUCCAGAGCCCAAAAGGCUUAGAGGAGAUCCAGUCGGAGCUGUCGUAUAUGAAUGCACUGGACGGCUUCGUGCUGGUGCUGUCCCAGCAGGGAGACAUCGUGUACUGCAGCGAGAACAUCGGAGAGCAUCUUGGUGUCUCUCAGAUGGAGAUAAUGGGUCAGAGUGUAUACGAGUUCAGCCACCCGUGCGACCACGACGAGGUGCGCGAGGCUCUGCGCACCGCAGACGGCCGGCGAGAACUGCUGCUCCGUAUGAAGUGCACGCUCACUAGCAAGGGGCGGAAUGUGCACCUUAAGUCGGCUUCCUAUAAGGUCAUCCACGUUGUCGGUCACAUGCUGACUCCUAAAGACAAGAAUAAAACUGAGAAAAAUAACAACGAUGAUGAAGACAAGAAAGACCCCAAAACGGGGUCUCUAGUCGCCGUUGGCAGGCCGAUUCCUCACCCCUCUAAUAUCGAGAUACCGCUCGACAGCAAGACAUUCCUGUCGAAACACAGUCUCGACAUGAAGUUCACUUAUACUGAUGAAGGGUUGAUGAACACCCUGGGCUUCGAGCCGGACGAGCUGGUUGGCCACUCGCUGUACGAGUACCACCACGCGGCAGACAGCGCCUCGCUCAUACAUCAGUUCAAGUCGCUGUUCUCCAAGGGGCAAUGCGAGACUGGGCAGUACCGCUUCCUGGCCAAGACGGGCGGCUACGCCUGGGUCCAAACCCAGGCCACCGUCAUCACCGACAAGCAGCAGAAACCAGUCAGCGUGGUCUGCGUCAACUACGUCAUAAGCGGUAUCGAGUGCAAAGAUGAGGUGUUCGCUGCACACCAAGUGCAGCAUGCAGAAUUGAAACCGGCGGUUGAACUGACUCCGACAGUACCAGCGUUGCCUCCGAUCUGCGAGAGCGACGAGCCCCCGAACGGUGCCAUCGUGGCCCACAUAAUCCCGGAGGAGGAGCGUCCUAUACCCGUAACAGAGCUCAUAUUUGCACCCAAGGAGAAGGAAAUGAACAAAGGAUUUCUCAUGUUCUCUCCAGGCGCGGGAGUCACGAUGCUUAAAGACGAGCCGGAUGAUCUGACCCAUUUGGCGCCCACGGCCGGUGAUGCUUGUAUACCGUUGGAAAAUUGCCCUUUUGAAAUGUUUGAUGAAUUCAUUCUCAGCGACAACUACUGCAGUCUGUUAAGUGAUGACUUGGAAAAUGGAUCUCCUGUGGAUUCUCUUAUUGCGGAUUCCUUGUUAUCUUCGCCUGAGCCCCAGGAAACAGAAUCGUCAUGCGAACAGUCAUCAUUACUGACAGAACUGUCUUUGGACACAUUCGAUGGAGCACGCUCUGACAAUGACAUCGAUGAUGGGACUUCGCCGUUUAUACCCACGACAGAUGAGCUCCCGCUACUGGAGCCGGCGGUAAUGUGGGGAGCGCUUCCGGAGAACGUGCGACAGGCCAGACCGCAGCCUUCGGAACCUCCCUCCUCGGCUCCCGCGUUACAACGCUUGCUAGCCGCCCCGCCGACGGGACCACCUCCACAAGAUAUCAUAACAAAUAUUUAUUCAGAUCAAGGACUGAUACCAAGCAGAAGCGUAUCGUCUUGGGAUCAAGGUGUGAAGAGAGUCAUGAGCGAGGACGAGGACAAUAAUGCGAAACGGGCGAAGCGAAGUCCGUCGCCUCCGCCCAAGCCCCAAAAGUCGUCCUCGAGCGUCCUCAUGAACCUCCUGGAUCUGGAGCAGCAGCGGCGUCAGGCCGUCCAGAACAAGUUCUACCCCCUAGUGCCGGACCCACAGAAGACCCCACCGACCCCCCAGAGCAGAGACAUCCCGCUGCCCGUCAUAAACUUACUCCAGGCGGAACCGAUCAAGCAGAUGACGCGCGCCAACAAGUCCAUAGCCAUCGUCCCCAACAUCCGUGCCAACUUAACCAACGCGAUGUCCCCCCUCAGCGUCAACAUAGGCUCCAUGUAUCUCCCCAGUCCGACCUACUCGGACGUCAGUCCCCGCAAGGACCUGAUCAGCCCCUACUCGACGCCUCAGUCACUGUCACCCAACAGCUACAUGUACAGCCCCAACAGAUUGCUGUCCCCGGUCGGGGCUCUUCAGGGCUACGACCCCUACUUGAACAAGUUCCAGCCGAGCCCCGGAUUUCCUCAAGCCGAUCUGAUGGAGAGCAAUAUACCGAUAGCGUCUGACUUCUGGACCGACACGGAGAUGCUGCAGAACACGAGCGAUCUAAUGUCGGCCUUCGAUGACGUCAAGCUGGGAUAACUGGUCCCGUAUGAGUGAUUUCAAUUUUGAUUGGAUGAUACGAAGCAUUUUUCUGGGUGAGAUUCCGUGGUGUAUGAUGUGUCAGGUCAGGUUCGACCUUAUAAAUGUAUUUGAGCGUAAUGAUCAAAUGAGUUUAUGUCUUAUGAAUCAACAUCUGGGAGGCUAAACUAUAUUCUCAUUUGAUUUUAUGUCUUUAUACGAUUUGUAAUUUGUAGACUUAAUGAUAAGAGUAUAUUUUGUGAUUCAAUAUUGUAUUGAUUGUUUUGAUUGUGAGUUUUGCCUACUGUAAGCUAAACAAAAUAUCAGUUCAAUUCAAUGGUUGGCAGUUGUUGUAACUGCCAAGUGCCAACCAACUUGACUAUGAAUUUUUAUGACCUUGUAUACCAGCGCAGUUUUAGCGGCGGAAAUCUCAAAUGAAUGCAGAUUUUUUUUAUUUUACAGACAAGAAUUCAGUUCCGAAAUCUUAUUACGAUCUUAAAUAUUAAUGUUAUCAAAUUCAAGAACAAGUAUCUGCCUAUAUUAAAUUCAUACUACAUGUUAUAAGAGAACGAGCUUGAUAGCUCCUACCGUAAGGCCAGCAAACAAAGUUUCUGAUAAAUAACACCUAGCUAUAGUUUCUCUCGAAAUACAACAGUUUCUGAGAAGUCUAUUAUGUAUAAAAUUAUAAAUAUACAAGAUUGUUAAAUCAUAAGAUAUGUUCGAACUUUUAACAGCCAAGCUGACAUUGCUUAUUCAUCCUAUGCCGACCUUUCGACCGGUCGGUGGUCGGCUCGAGUAAUAAAUUACAAGCGAUUUUAUAUUAUUUGACGACUAGGACCAGAAUGUCGUAAACUGCCUCCUUUUGACGAGCGAUCGUUUGUCGAGACUUAUUGAAGACUAUUCGACUCGAAUUUUUAUUGCUACAGUCUAGUCGCCCUUACUAUGCAAAAUAAUUGAUUUAAAGUAUGAAAUUACCUCAUACAUUUUUGUAGCGUAACUAUCAUGAAUUUUCCCUGAAAUGCAAGCAUUGUUAUGCCAAUCAUCAAAAUAUGUUUAAGUAAUUACUUUGAAAAUCAAUUAAAAUUGAAAUCAGUCACAUUAUGCUCCAAUUAAAACAGAUGACAUACGGUGCGAUCCCUGACGAUAAAGAUUUUUCAAAAUGGUUUCUGAUAAUGUACGAAAAAUGUAUACAAUAAAAUUAUUAUAAGAAUUAUAUUAUAAGCGUCGUAUAACAGUAGAUUAAGAAUUGAAAUUUAUUAUACUAAUUUAUAUUUCAAAUAAAUUUGUUUCCAUAUUAAAAUGUUGGAUUAUUGAAAAGAGUAGUUUUCUUUUUGUCACGAACUGCAAAUCUACCUCUGCUUUGGAAGCAAAUUAUGAUUGUACCAUAAAGUUAAUAUACCUAGCGGAAUAGAGAAACAAAGGCCUGAGCA
Aricia agestis (brown argus) is the source of this 4272-nucleotide messenger RNA. RefSeq names its product hypoxia-inducible factor 1-alpha-like. Gene Ontology annotation, cellular component: cytoplasm; nucleus; transcription regulator complex. NCBI's taxonomy places the organism in Eukaryota, Metazoa, Arthropoda, Insecta, Lepidoptera, Lycaenidae. The coding region runs from base 32 to 2863 and encodes 943 amino acids. Gene Ontology annotation, molecular function: RNA polymerase II transcription regulatory region sequence-specific DNA binding; protein dimerization activity; DNA-binding transcription factor activity, RNA polymerase II-specific. The transcript has 12 exons. Gene Ontology annotation, biological process: regulation of transcription by RNA polymerase II; cellular response to hypoxia. The record is from RefSeq and is a predicted model, not a curated record.